CGAAUUUUAUUUCUGCUGUAUUAAAUUAUAUUUGUUUUUUAGGUUAGUACAUUUGAUUAGGAAUGAUUCCAGUUUGCAUAAAGAGAAGGAUGAGUCUCAUCAAAAUUCCCCUGAUGCAACAGAUUCACAAGAUCCCAUGGUUCAACGCUGUGUAAUAAUUCAGAAGGAUGAGAAAGGGUAUGGCCUCACAGUUUCUGGAGAUAAUCCGGUUUUUGUCAUCUCUGUGAAAGAGGAUGGAGCUGCUGCAAGAGCUGGAGUGCAAGAAGGAGACAGAAUUAUUAAAGUCAAUGGCACGUUAGUCACCCAGUCAAAUCACCAGGAUGUAGUUGAGCUUAUAAAAUCUGGUUCCUAUGUCGCCCUCACUCUUUUGGGAAAAUCUCCUGGUCAUGCAAAAGGGUCUUUGAGUCCGCAACAAUCAUUUAAUUUAGUUUCAAAUACUUCUAGCCUAAACAUUAUCAAUUCUAACAAAUCUAGCCCAUCUGAUAGAAUUACUGGACCUCAACCAGUUGAUCCCGAGAAACAGCAGCAGCUUACAAAUUCCAGAAUUCACACAAUUCGAAAGAUGCUAGAAAAGGAAGUUGUCUAUCUCGAAAAUCUACGAACAGAGUAUUCGAAAACGCCAUCUGAAAAAAUGCGAUCAGAAGUUAAUGGUGCCGUUAAAAGAGUAAAGACUUUAGAAGAGCAAUUGUUAAGCCUGACUGGUAUUCCUCAUGAACAUAUAAUCACAAGAUCACCUAAAUCACCUACUUCCAGUCGCCAUAGUCAUGAUAAAGAAAAUCACCGAUCAGUUUCAUUUCCUUCACAUGGUCACCAUAAUCGUUCAUUAACACACCAAGUAUCUGCACCACAGUUACCUGCAAAUCAAGAUCAUGGACAUUUAACUCCAACCUCCCUAUCUCCAGAUUCUUCAGAUUCCAAGUAUCAUGUUACUCUACUACCCUGUAAUGAGAUGUCAAACAAAAGAGAGAGUGGUCAUUAUCCUGAAGUACAAAAACAGCCAAUAUCUACAUCUUUAGAAAAUAUUGUUAAACAUUUGAAUCCAAGAACAACAACAUGGCCUCAGCCAACUCAUACUCGUCAAAGUUCUAGCCCUGACACUAUUGUGCAUGGUUUUGAAAAUCGGAAGUGCCAAAAAAGCAAUGGAUGCACUGUACCACGGAGCGAGUCCUUGUAUCGGUCUCCUAGUGCAAUAUCCACUAUGUUUAACAAAAGUGUAAGUCCUGAAUCUGAAGUUAAGUCGAGCUUUCCUGCAAAUACAUCUAGGGGAUCAUCGUUUGGCCAGUAUGAUAGUGCAGUUGAAAGUCCUGUUCCAUCUCCACCUGUAACACCUACUGAACUGGUUGAAAAUCGAGGAAUUGAGGAUAGCUAUGAAGGAGACGAGUCUGCUCAUCCUGAUGACUAUGAAACACCACCUGAGUCCUCUGGUGAAAGCGGCCUUCAGUCAAUAAUUACUAAACUUCAAAAUCCCAAUAUCAUUUGCAUGGAAGAUGAUGAUUUUUCUUCUGAUACAGAAAUGGGCCAUUUAGACGAUCAUGGGCCAUUUAAUGGGCUUUUUAAACUAGUUAGAUAUCCUGCACACUUGGCUGUUUUUAUUCAUUAUUUAAUGUCCAACAGUGAUCCAUCAAGCCUGUUUUUUUACCUAAUAUCUGAGAUGUAUGAACAAGGUCCAGGAAGGGAAAUGAAGAGAUGGGCUUAUGAAAUACAUUCAAGUUUUUUAGUACCUGGUGCUCCUUUGAAAAUGCAAAUGGUUGAUGAAAAAAUUUUACAUGAAAUUGAUGAUGUUCUUUGCAAUCGUAUUGAAAAAGAAGAAGUUUUGCGGACUGUUUUUGAAAAGGCAAAGAACAAAGCAAAAGAAGAGGUUAAUGAACACUUAGCUGAAUUUCGAAAUAAGAGGACAAUGGGUCUUGCUAAUAUAUUUGGUCCUCCUGACUAUCAACUAGAGGAAGCAGUUCAUGAUAAAGCUAAAGAGUCAAAGAUAAUUGAACAGCUUUUGAUGCCAUACUUAGAAACUUAUUUUGAGGAUGUGGAAAGUGCUGAUGAUCGUACAUCUGCAAAAGCCUAUGCCUUAGCUACCUUUCUAAAGCAGUAUGGUGUAAAAAUGCAGCAGCAGUAUUCAUGUUUAAAACGAUGUCCAACGUUUGUUGCAAAGGAUAGUUCAAUUUUUAGGUUUUUGCAAAGAAAUAAAAAGCCAAUGUUUAUGCAAGGUCAUCAUUUUGUUCCUGAACACUAUCAGUCCGUAACUUAUUGCAAUCACUGCCAAUUAAUUAUAUGGGGAGUUGGUGAUCAGGGAUAUCAGUGUCAAAAUUGCGAAAUGAAUAUUCAUAAGUCAUGUGUUAAAGUAGUUGAAGAGCACUGCAUUGGAGCUUUGAGAAAUAAGAAAGACAAGGUUAAAGAAAGAAAUAAAAGGGAUCGUAAAACCAUAGAUAAAGACAGAACAUCUGGAAUUGUGCAAAACUUAAUUAGCAAAACUCGUAAGCCAAGCCAACCUGUUCCAUCUGCAAUUGAACGUGCAAAGCGACUGCAUGAGGAGUUACAGUCAGAAAAUUCUCUUACCGGUGCAGAUGCAAAUUCAAAAAUGUCUCACUCAGGAGAAAAGAUUAGUGAUUUGAGGGACUCCUCUGAUGCAAUGUUUGACAAUAUGGUUAAUUUAUCUAUUGUGGAGCAUUCUACCUCCAACAAGAAAAGUGCUGCGUCCAUCGGCCGGUCAGAGAGCUUCAGGCAGAGGAGGGAAAGUAGGCCUUCUUUUCGCAAAAGAAGUGAUCCAAACAUUCCACGUUCCAAGAGUGAUGUAGAUGUAGAUGAUAAGCACAAUUCUGCCCUAAAUGAAUCCCGUAGUUCUUCCAAUUCAAGUUUGUCUAACAGUCUGGACAGUCCGAGCAAUUCUUCGGAAAUGGUGCAUCGGACGCCCACUUCUGUUUCAGAAGACUUCAUGCCAUCCAACCACACUCCAAGUGGAGUCUCAACUGUCGGACACACUGUUCACACGUAUGAUGAUUCUGAUCUUGAAGCAGAUGUUGAUCCUCCUAAUUGGCAGGAGCACGUUGAUUGGGAAACCUUGAAGUUGAUGCAAUCCAAGGAAAAGAAAAGACAAGAUGUGAUAAAUGAGUUAUUUCACACUGAAAGGACUCACGUCAGAAAUCUGAAAGUACUCGAUAGGCUGUUUUACAAACCUUUGCUCCAAGAGCAGCUGCUUCCAGUAGAGGUUCUUCAUCUCCUUUUCCCUAACUUGGAAGAAAUGCUGGACAUUCAUAGUAACUUUAAUAACAAGAUGAAGGCUCGAAGAAAAGUGGAACCUGUGAUAGGAGACAUUGGACAGUUAAUGCUUGAGAUGUUUGAUGGCCAUGCUGGAGAACAUUUAAAACAUGCUGCAGCAACUUACUGUGAAAAUCAAUCAAUAGCAUUAGAAAGUCUAAAAAUGAGACAAAAGAAAGAUCAGAAACUAGCACAAUAUUUAUCGGAUGCUGAAGCUAAUAACCUCUGUAGGCGGUUGCAGUUGAAAGAUAUCAUCGCUUCUGGGUUUCAGAGGCUUACAAAAUAUCCUCUAUUACUUAGUAAUAUAGCAAAGCAAACUCCAUCUAACACCCAAGAGUAUACAGAUCUUGAACGUUCUGUUGCAUGUAGUAAAGAGAUUUUAAAACAUGUGGAUUCUGCUGUUAAGGAAGCUGAAAAUAAAUAUAGAUUGCAAGACAUUCAGAAAAAAAUGGAUAAAAGCUCAUUUGAAAAGUUUGAGCAUCCGAUUGUUAAGUGUUUUAAGAAUUUGGAUGUCACGAAGCAUAAAUUGCUGCAUGAAGGGCCUCUUACGUGGCGAUUUAGCAGACAGAAAACAGUCGAAAUGCAUGUGGUGCUCUUGGAGGAUUUAUUAGUUCUUUUUCAAAAACAAGAUGAAAAAUACAUAUUAAAAUUUCACAACACUAAACCUCACAACACAAACUUCAUCCCAUACUAGUGCACGUGAAGAUACUAAGAUUAUGCACAGUCCAAUUCUUCGAGUCCAUAACCUUCUCAUCAGACAUAAUGCUACAGGUAAAAAUAAAAUCUCUUGCUAUGAAUUAUUUUAUUAAAAUGGUUUGAUAAAUUUUCUUUUU
Messenger RNA from Uloborus diversus, 4085 nucleotides. RefSeq names its product rho guanine nucleotide exchange factor 11-like (gene RhoGEF2). Gene Ontology annotation, molecular function: guanyl-nucleotide exchange factor activity; G protein-coupled receptor binding. The transcript is spliced from 30 exons. NCBI's taxonomy places the organism in Eukaryota, Metazoa, Arthropoda, Arachnida, Araneae, Uloboridae. The coding region runs from base 137 to 3946 and encodes 1269 amino acids. Gene Ontology annotation, biological process: G protein-coupled receptor signaling pathway. The record is from RefSeq and is a predicted model, not a curated record. Gene Ontology annotation, cellular component: cytoplasm.